AUGGCUGCCAUGACCCCUGAGCAUGAUGAGGCCAAAAAGCAUGAUCGUUCACCGUUCCCAAAAAACCCAUGGCAGAAAAUGGAGGAUGCCAAACGACAGCGCUUGGACCUCGAGUCGGCAAACGCUUCAACACCCCUGUUGCCCAAAGCUGCGCCCAUCCCCAGGGGGUACGCGCCCAUGCCAGCAGAAGACGAAGAUGUCGAUUUUAAUUCACCAAAGGUACCAGAUAAAGUGUCCAUGAGAGGGAUUGCCUCACUGCUGCGGCAAGAGAUUCAGCCAAUGAAAUCCUCAAUGGAUGAGUUGACACGAAACUUCCGGGACCUUGAUGCCAGAUUCAGCGACUUUAAAUCAACAGUGGACGAUCGGAGCUUUGCCAACAAUUGCAGUUGUGCUUCCCAAGAGAUCCCUGACAACAUGAAGAAGGAGGUUGAACUUCAAAUGCGGCAUUUGCAGAAGGAACGUCAGGAGGCUGGCACUCUGAUGGCAGACAAAAGAUGUUUGACUGCCGUCAUCGACAACCUCCAGGGCCUUGAGAGCUUAUCGCACGCACAAUCUUGGCUGACAGAGAAGUUGUCUGCGUUGGACGCUCCAGCCCCAGAAAGCAUCUAUGACAAGGGUGGGUUCCAAGGCACAAUAUUUGCCGAUUUUUCUUCGCACGAGGAUCGCGAUUUGGCGGUUGCACUGUUGCGUAGUGCUGGCAUCAACCAAGGGGGACACAAGGUUUGGGCCACACAAGACAGACCACCAGUGGAACGAGCUGCUCGCAAUUUCUGCUUUGGAUUGAAGAACCUGUUCAAAAAUGUUUGGGGCAUUCCAUAUGUUGCGCAUGUCAUGGAUGGUGUUGCGUACUCUGUGUGCGUAGGCGGGGAGCUGGCCCUUACGGCCCAUGUGAUGCAAGGCGGUGUCACAUGUGAAUGGCACGGAGAGUGGGCCACUUGGAACUAUUUGCACAACAGCCCGGAGCUCAAAGCGCUCAUGUGCAAAUCCGAGGAGCUUGUUGCUAGAGCAGGCAAGGGUAUGAAAGGCAGCUUCAAGGCAAACGGAAAAACCGCUGGCCAAGAGUAG
This is a messenger RNA of Symbiodinium pilosum, 1065 nucleotides long. The record is from the annotation of a GenBank genome assembly. NCBI's taxonomy places the organism in Eukaryota, Dinophyceae, Suessiales, Symbiodiniaceae.